UUUUUGAGCACUGUUUGUUAUGCGUGAUUCUUCAUAAAGCAUGUAUGUUACACCAAAAACAUAAAUAAAAAAUUGAAUUAAAAGAAGUGUCAUUAAUAGAAGUGUCAUUAAUAAAAGUGUCAGUGCAGUGCAAAUUGCAGUCACUAUGAUCUGUGGGUGUAGUGUAUGUAAUCUCACCCUCCUGUGGAUUAAUUGCGGUCCUGUCACGGUUGGAAGCAUGUGCAUUCCUGGCAAUUGAAGCUGGGGUCCAUUGGUGAAGAGAAGAUGAAUUCCUGAAACUGUUCCUUGUGCUGGCUGAUGCAGGAUAAUUUCUUAUCCUGCGUUUUGUUGAAUCUAGAGGGGGUGAGUAGCUCCUCUUUUCUUUCCUAGCUCUUUCUGCUGGCAGGGGAGAGAGCGGUGCAUUGCUGUGCUGAGGCACAGUGAUGAUGUCAUCCUCUGUGUCCGGCUCUGUGCUCCUGCAUAAGACUGGUGCACAGACCGGAUUAGUUGAUUGCAGAGCAGGCUCAGCUCUGGAUCGUUCCUGCUGAAGACAGCUGCGGAGCCACUGUUUCCCACCGUUGCUGUCUCAUCCAAUCAAGUUUCUACAGUGGUGGCCUCUGCCAGUACUAUCCCCAUCUGAAUCCAGGACUGGAAGUUGAAAACAAAGCAUCUGGAACGCGGAAGCGGGGUAACCCACAGGUGGAGUGCAUGAAGAAGAAGUGGACUGGAAGCGCUUCCGGUGUUCGGCUUCUCUUUCAUGUGUUUGGGGAUGUGCAGCAGAUCAGCACGGAUGCCUGAUGCCAGACAUAUCCUUUGUAUGUCCUAUACCUCCGGAAGGGGGUCCAUGGAGUUCCCCAGAGGGGGAACUACAUGCAGCUCGGCCUAGUGCCACCAUGAUACUUGCCUCAUGGUGGUCCAGGUUGUUUCUACUGGAUUCUGUGUUUGGUGUUUGUGCUGGGUCCUGCCUGGUGUGUGUGUUUGGGCCUAUGCGCAUUUCCAGGAUCCAGUGGUAGCGGCGUGGAUGGCUCGAGUUCCUGUUGCAGCUGUGUCAGGUUCUUUGCAAAAGCAAUAUACCCAGUGUCCCCCUUAUGUCGGCUUGUUUUGUUGUGGGACAAGCUGUAGUUUUUAUUGGUACCAUUUUGGGCAUUCAUUAUGAAGUAUAUAUGAUAUGAAAACUUUAAGUGCGAGACGAAGCACAUACGCACACCCUAUAGGCAGAGUGAGAGAAGCUUAGCCGGUAAGCAGGCCGCAGCCUAUGGGGGGAGGGGGGGAAGAGCUAUCCCGGAAACUAGGCUCGCCAGGAAGGAGAGGAGAGCAGGAGAUCUGUCAAAAACCGAUUAGAGGAUUUGGUUCAAUCCUUUUUCUGUUUUCUAAGGAUCAAAGUGUUAUGGAACCAACUAACCAGAGCUCAAACGUAGACAGACAACAAUGGAACAAUGAGGGGAGUCAGGAGUCCGCCUCAUCUGUUGAGAGCAACAUCCCACCAAUAAAUCAUGGACAGACACAAUAUCUAUCUAGCCAUUUUAAGGAGGAACAAUUCUUGUGUGAUGGAGGAAAUGAAUCAGCCCCCAAUAUUUAUACACCUACUGAUCCUACACAAGAAAAUCAGCUUGAUCACAUUAAGGAGGAACCAGUCGCUUCUGAUGGAACAGCCCUCAGAAAUCCUAAUACACCCAUAGAUGACAUUGAAUAUCCAUCUGCUCAUAUUAAGGAGGAAUCUUGUGAUGGAAGAAAGCUCAUGGUCCCUGACAUUGAUGUGCUUAAAAGCCAUACACAGGGGUCAUCUACUUGUGUUAAAGAGGAACCAUUCUUAAAUGAUAAAAGAGAACACACUAACACUUGCACUCUCACAGAUAAUAUACAAUAUCCAUCUACUCUCAUUAAAGAGGAAUCAGCCGCAGGUAAAGAAAACAAUGAUACUGACUCACCUAUAGUUAUUACACAAUAUUCAUUAUGUCAUAUUAAAGACAAAUUAGACACAACUGAGGAAGACACUGAUAUUGAUAUGCCAACAGAUGAUACAAUAUUCUCUCCUGCUCAUAUUAAGGCUGAAACAGGGUCAGGCGAUGGAGAAAACCACACAGAUGUUUCCUCAUGUCAUACAGAGACACCUCUUUAUACUGUUCAUGUUAAAGAGGAAUCACUUUCAUAUGAAGACGAUAAUCUGUCAGAGUAUAAACUAGUGUGUAUCAAAGAAGAGUCGGUUUCUGGUGACGAUGACAGCACUACAGACAAUGAUAAUUAUUUGUCCAUUGAAUGUAUAGAUUCACAGUUAAAUGAAGAAUGGUCACAAAGUGACGAUGGAAACUUGAGUCAAUCAGAAACAAAAUCAUUUUCUUGCUUAGUGUGCGACAAGCAGUUUAGUCGUAAAUCACAUCUUUGUAGACACAAUAAAGCCCACAGUGGUUUGAAACCAUUCUCUUGCACUUAUUGUGGGAAGUGUUUUUCACAUCUAGAACAGUGCAUAACACAUGAAAAGAUCCAUACUGGUGAAAAACCAUUUUCAUGUUCGUAUUGUGAGAAGAGAUUUUCUCAGAAGUCCCAUGUGACUGUUCACGAGAGGUCUCACACAGGAGACAAACCAUUCGCUUGUUUCUAUUGUGGAAAAAGGUUUUCUCAAAAGGCAAGACUGGUUGUCCAUGAAAAAUACCAUACGGACGAUAAAAGAUUUUCAUGCUCUUUCUGUGGGAGAUGUUUCCUACGUCAAGAACAGUGUGAGGCUCAUCAAAGAACGCACACUGGAGAGAAGCCAUAUCCAUGCACAUACUGUGAGAAAGGCUUUAAUCAAAGAGCACAGCUUAUUAUACAUGAGAGAGUCCACACAGGGGAGAAACCAGUCUCCUGUCCGGACUGUGGAAAAUGUUUCUCCCAAAGAUCUAACCUUAUUACCCACCAAAGAAUUCACACUGGAGAAAAACCUUACUCUUGUUCUCACUGUGAGAAAUGUUUCAACACCCAAACAAGUCUGAUUCUACACAUGAGAGGGCACACAGGAGAGAAACCAUAUUCUUGUGCAGAAUGUGGGAAAUGCUUCACCCACAAGUCAGUCUAUAGCAAGCAUCAAAGAGUUCAUACAGGCGAGAAGCCAUUUUCAUGCACUGUAUGCGACAGGCGGUUUUCUCAGAAGGCUCCACUUAUAGCACAUCAGCGGACGCACACAGGUGAGAAGCCUUUCUCAUGUUCUGAUUGUGGAAAGAAGUUUUCUCAGAAAGGACAUCUUGUGACCCAUCAAAGAAUUCACACUGGGGAGAAGCCAUUUUCAUGUUCAGAAUGUGGGAAUAGUUUUAACACUCAGUCUAGUCUUGUUUUUCAUCAAAGACUACAUACUGGAGAGAAACCAUACCCUUGUACUGUCUGUGAAAAAAGUUAUACCAAUAAGUCUCAGUUGGUAAAACAUCUGAAGAUCCACUCAGGAGAAAAACCAUUUGAGUGUCCAGAAUGUGGUAAAUGUUUCACCCGUAAGGCAGACUUUGUUGUUCAUCAGCGGGUCCACACUGGGGAGAAACCCUACCCAUGCUCCGAAUGUGGAAAACGAUUUACCAUCCACCAAAACCUUGUCCUACACCAACGGAUCCACACCGGAGAGAAACUUUGUUUUUGUUCAGAAUGUGGAAAAUGUUUUACUCGGAAGUCUGAUUUUGUGAUCCACCAAAGGGUACACACAGGGGAGAGGCCAUACUCAUGUUCAGAAUGCGGCAAGAGUUUUAGCAUUCAUCAAAAUCUCAUUUUGCACCAGAGAAUUCAUACAGGAGAAAAACCAUAUUUGUGUUCCGAGUGCGGUAAAACUUUUGGUCAGAAAUGCACAUUGAAUAGACAUGUGAAAAUACAUAAGGGGGAAAAACGACGUUCUUCCAAAUAAAAGAUGAACAUUUUCUGCUGUACAGAUUUAUAUUACUGAGUUUAUAUUAUAAUGUUCCUAAACAUAUUAUAUGUCAGGCUUUAAACAUGUUUCUGAAAUAUCACAACCAUUUUUUUAGAUGUGCCAUCUGACUGAGAAUUGGCCCAUAUCACUAAGGGUUAAUUCCCAAGGAAUCCAAGCAGCUGGACCCUUUGCAAUCAACUUAUUGUCAGUAACUUUUCAAAUGAAAAAAAGUUGUAAAAAAUUGACAAACCCUUAAAGAGCUGGUAAGAGCUUACACAGUUAUGCCAAGACUAGAUUGCAGUAUUUAGAACAGAUCUACAGUCAUUCUGUAGUGUCCUAUAAUAUUUACCACUGUUUCACCUUUGAAAAAUAUCUUUUAACUAAUCGGGACAUUCACAUCUCAUGUACAACCAAUAACGUAUAUUGUGUAUAUUUUAGAGCCUGCAAAAGAUCACUGAAAACCCGUAUGUACUCAAGGUUUAUGAAACCUUUUUAAAAUCAAGACCCAUCGAUAUGGGUAAAAAGCAUAAACUUUUGGUGUUGCACAAAUGUUGUUGACCAUCUCUUUCGCCUGUAGUUUAAGAUGCUUGGUGCGAGAAUGAAUAGAGUUUCACAGUAGAGACCUCAGGUAUUGUAUGAAUGCCUAAGCUAUCUGACUGCCUUUACUGUGGGCCACAUCCCCCAUCAGCAUUUUUUUACUUCUAUCUGGAGACACAAUCAGCUGCAUAAUUGGAGAUACAUUUCAGUACACUGUUAUUAGAAU
This is a messenger RNA of Bufo bufo (common toad), 4604 nucleotides long. Its product is annotated as zinc finger protein 665-like. The transcript is spliced from 7 exons. The record is from RefSeq and is a predicted model, not a curated record. The coding region runs from base 1235 to 3838 and encodes 867 amino acids. NCBI's taxonomy places the organism in Eukaryota, Metazoa, Chordata, Amphibia, Anura, Bufonidae. Gene Ontology annotation, biological process: regulation of transcription by RNA polymerase II. Gene Ontology annotation, molecular function: RNA polymerase II cis-regulatory region sequence-specific DNA binding; DNA-binding transcription factor activity.